Messenger RNA from Lichtheimia ornata, 1809 nucleotides. Its product is annotated as L-serine ammonia-lyase. The transcript has 6 exons. Lineage: Eukaryota; Fungi; Mucoromycota; Mucoromycetes; Mucorales; Lichtheimiaceae. Gene Ontology annotation, biological process: gluconeogenesis. Gene Ontology annotation, molecular function: L-serine ammonia-lyase activity; 4 iron, 4 sulfur cluster binding. The record is from RefSeq and is a predicted model, not a curated record. Bases 1 to 1809 code for a protein of 602 amino acids.
AUGUGGGCUCUAAAGACUACAUUGCGACGUGCUGCUACAGUGGCAGCAACCCCCUCAAUCCGUUAUCGCACUGCUACCGCUGUUCCAGUGUUAAUGCAGCAACGAUACACUGCCAUGAAGCAUUAUUCUUCUGCAGCUCAAGGCCAACAGCAACAACAAAAUGCAGCCACUGAAUCCAAUGCACAAGAACAAGAAGUCUCUGAUCAUCACGCUGUGGUAUCCACCUUUGAUUUGUUCUCUAUUGGUGUGGGUCCAUCCUCUUCGCAUACAGUGGGCCCAAUGCGUGCCGCCAAGAUUUUCAUCAAUGAUCUCAAGUCUCAUGAUGUGCUUGAUCGUGUCCAUACUUUACGUGUUGACAUGUUUGGAUCGUUGGCGUUGACGGGUGCAGGUCACGGUACACCGGAUGCUAUCUUGAUGGGUAUUGAAGGCGAAACACCUGAUCUUGUGGAAACAUCCACCAUCAAAUCACGUGUCGAAGGCAUUCACACCAACAAGUCCAUUCGUUUGGAUGGCACCCAUCGUAUCCAUUUUGAUCCCGAAAAGCACUUGAUUUUCAACUACUUCAAGUCCUUGCCACAACAUCCCAAUGGUUUGCGUUUUUGUGCCUUUGAUGAAAAUGCCAACAUGAUUGCUACCAACGAAUACUUUUCCAUUGGUGGUGGCUUUGUGGUGAAUGAUGCUACCCAAUUGGAUCAUGGUGAGAACGUGUAUUACAAGGAGGAAAACAAGGAAGAGACCACUUCCAGCAAGGAUAUCAUUGCCGAAUCCGAACGUCGUCAACAAGAUGCCGCUGUUGUCAGCUUGCCUUUCCGCAACUCGGAAGAGUUGUUGCAAGUUUGCAAGCGUGAAAACAUGACCAUUGCCCAAGUCGUCUAUGAAAAUGAGCUAAAGUGGCACACACCUACUGAAAUCAGGGAUAAGUUGUUGAGAAUUUGGAAUACCAUGGAUGAGAGUAUUCGCAAUGGUGUCUUGGCUGAUCCUACUGAUUGCUUGCCUGGUGCUCUCAAUGUGCGCCGUCGUGCACCUUCCUUGUACAAAAAAUUGCUAAAGGGUCUCUACAGCCCUGUACCCAACAAGACCAUGUACAAUGAUUCCCGUAUCACUGGUUCUCCGGAUUCCGGAUCUGCUAAUAGCCGUGGUGAUGAUUUGGAUCGCACCGAAAGCUAUCCCCUUUCAUUAUCCGUAUUGCCCAAGCGUCAACGCAAGAGAUUCUUUUUGCCAGCAUUGGAUUACCUCUCUGUUUAUGCCAUUGCCGUCAAUGAAGAAAAUGCAUGUGGUGGUCGUGUCGUCACAGCUCCUACCAAUGGUGCUGCUGGUACUAUUCCUUCGGUCUUAAAGUACUAUAUUGAAUUCAUCUCGGAGAAUCCGGAACGUGAUGUGAUGGAAUUUUUGCUCACCACAUCAGCCAUCGGUAUGCUUUUCAAGCGUGGUGCAAGCAUUUCUGCUGCCGAGGUGGGUUGUCAAGGUGAAGUAGGCGUAGCAUGCUCUAUGGCAGCUGCUGGCUUUACAGCUGUGAUGGGCGGUACAGUGGAUCAGGUCGAAAAUGCAGCAGAGAUUGGCAUGGAACACAACUUGGGAUUGACUUGUGACCCCAUUGCUGGCCUUGUUCAAGUCCCCUGUAUCGAACGUAACGCUUUGGCCGCUGUCAAGGCUAUUGCUGCAGCUCAGCUUGCUCUUAACGGUGAAGGUGAUCACCGUGUCUCCUUGGAUCAAGUCAUUGAAACCAUGCGUCAAACCGGCUUGGACAUGAUGUCAAAGUACAAGGAAACUAGCCAGGGCGGUUUGGCUGUCAACGUCCCUGUUUGCUAA